Jatropha curcas is the source of this 2343-nucleotide messenger RNA. RefSeq names its product RNApolymerase sigma-subunit C (gene SIGC). Gene Ontology annotation, molecular function: DNA-binding transcription factor activity. The record is from RefSeq and is a predicted model, not a curated record. NCBI's taxonomy places the organism in Eukaryota, Viridiplantae, Streptophyta, Magnoliopsida, Malpighiales, Euphorbiaceae. Gene Ontology annotation, biological process: regulation of DNA-templated transcription; DNA-templated transcription initiation.
GGCUUUGUGACACAUUUUGGAGAUGAAGAACCGGUGGUGGAGAGCGGACAACACUUUCACUGCCACUAUUUCUUUCUUGUUGUCAAUCUUUAAGGACUUAAUGGAUUAUUUUUCUUUUCAUUCCUUCUUCUCCUCCCUUAAAACCAAAAUGGGUCUGGGUUUUAGGCUAAGUCUCAAGUUGGGUUUUCCAUUCCACUCUCAGUUCCACGUCAAUUCACCAUCCAGACUCUCUUCUUCUCCUUCUGCUGUUAAGGGCAGGGAGGGUUCUAUAAACAUCAGCAGAUUGUCUUUUUUGUCUGUUAUUUCUGAAGAGGGUGACAAUUUGCAUAGAGAUCAUCUAAAGACAAAUGCUUAUUCAUCAUCUGGAAUGCAAACAUUAGAAAAUGAGCAUUCCCAAGUUGAGGAAGCUAAGAUAAGUGUUGGCAAGAGAUCUCUUAGUGGAUUAAAUGAUACAAUUGAUGAUGCUCAAGUGUUUAUUAAAGAGGACGAUUUUGUCCCACCUUCAAGCUCAAAAGAUAGGACUUCAAACUUUAGCUUGUUAUUGGAAAAUCUUAAUAUUUUAGAGGAGUCAUUUGCUGAUUCUGAUGUCUUGAAGUUGGAAAGGGAUAUUUUGCUACAAUUAGGAAAGCUUGGAGCUUUGAAAUUGUUCAAUACAUGCCUAACAAGGACACUUGAAGUCCAAACUGCAAAUGUUUUGGAUUUUUCUGAUCUUCCUACUGAAAAUAUUCAAGAAUGUAAGAGAGAUGGUACAUCAAAUGGUAAUGUGUAUAAAAUAAUUGUCUGCACGGGGAAAAAGGAAGAAAGAAAAUCGAGAAGAGAAAGAGCCUCUUUAAAGAAUGGCCACAAAGUUCCUUGUUUUCCCUUGCCUCUAAAAUCCAUUCAAAAUGGUCGUGGAAAGGCUACUUCUUUUGACAAAAAAACGUCAAACUCAAAGAGUAGAAGAUUAAUGAUUGCUAGAAAUGAAGCAGAAAUGUCCAGAGGAGUCAAGGUGCUGGCAAACUUGGAGAAGAUCAGAACAACUUUGGAACAAGAAACUGGGAGAGCAGUCAGCUUGAGUUGCUGGGCUGAAGCAGCUGGACUUGACAUGAAGGUGCUGCAGCAGCAGUUGCAUUUUGGUUGGUAUUGCAGGGAUGAGCUUGUCAGGAGCACUCGCUCAUUAGUUCUAUUCCUUGCCAGAAAUUAUAGGGGUAUGGGAAUAGCCUUGGAAGAUUUACUUCAGGCUGGAAAUAUGGGUGUCUUGCAAGGCGCAGAAAGAUUUGAUGAUGCUAGGGGAUACAGAUUCUCAACAUAUGUACAGUACUGGAUACGGAAAUCAAUGUCAAAGAUUGUAUCACGACAUGCUAGAGGGAUCCAAAUUCCUUGCACAUUAAGCCGCGCAAUAAACCAGAUACAAAAAGCUCGAAAAAACUUGAGCGCCAGUCAUGGGAAAUACCCAGAUGACGAGGAUAUCGCAGAGUUCACAGGUCUUUCUUUGGCUAAAAUUGAAUCAGCUAGCAGAUGUCUUAGAGUUGUGGGUUCAAUUGAUCAGAAAAUGGGAGACUGUUUCAAUGCAAAAUAUUUGGAAUUUAUUCAUGAUACAACGAUAAAAAGCCCUGAAGAAGCUGUCAUGAGGCAACACAUGAUAAAAGACAUGCAUGACCUAUUAAGAGGCUUGGAUACAAGAGAGAGGCAAGUGUUAAUCCUGAGAUAUGGCCUCAAGGAUCAUCAACCCAAAUCACUUGAGGAGAUUGGGAGGGUUUUCCAUGUAAGCAAAGAGUGGGUAAGGAGGUUAGAGAAGAAAGUUAUGACAAGGCUUAGGAAUGAAGAAACCUGCAGAAAUUUAAGAUAUUAUGUGAAUUUAUAGUUUCAUCUUUAUCCUAAACUCUCCUAUAACACCCACUCAUGAAGUUGAACUUAAGGUUUUUGCUUCGUCCCAAACACACUUGAUUGCAAAGCUAGUUGGUUGAGCAUAGUUUAACUGUCUUCAAUAUACUCCACUAUCGCAUUCUUCAUCGAGUGAUUGAAAAUGGUGGCGAGAAAGAAGGUUGGCUUUGUUUCAAUGGACGGUGUGAUUAUCUUACUGCGUUUCAAUCAAAUGGUCGUCAUUCCAUCUUAUGUCUUUACAUGCAUUUUGCAUGCUUUGAAGUUAAUAUGUACAAUAUAUAAAUUCUCUCUUUUUGGUCUGAUAGGAAAGGUAUAUUAUGUUCUAUAGUUUUCAUUCUUUCAUGUUAUUUUUCUUUUGCCAAGGUACAUAGAUUUCUAAAUAUUAAUACAUUCUUCAAACCUUGAUAUCCUGAUUGUACAAUUCUUGAUUCUUUAUAGUGUGUAAUAUGGUAUGAAAUGACAGAGUAAUCUUUGUAGGUA